This is a messenger RNA of Condylostylus longicornis, 2812 nucleotides long. RefSeq lists its product as uncharacterized. The coding region runs from base 8 to 2686 and encodes 892 amino acids. Lineage: Eukaryota; Metazoa; Arthropoda; Insecta; Diptera; Dolichopodidae. The record is from RefSeq and is a predicted model, not a curated record. The transcript has 5 exons.
GAUUAAAAUGAAAUUGUAUAAAAAUUUAGUUUUGACAAUAAUUUUGUCAUUUGCAAGUUUAAAUAUAGUCAAUGGUUUAAAUAAGGGUCUAUUUCAAGAUUUACCAAUACGUUGUUUAACAUGUUCUGAUGAAGAUUCUUGUAAAGAAACUGAACCAAAAUAUCAUACAUGUGAAUUAAAUACGGAUACAUGUUUAACUAUAUUUAAUGAAAAUGAUAUUGUUAUAAAACGUGGCUGUUAUUCAGCUAAUAAAAUUAGUUGCGAUGAUAAAAAAAAUUCAUGUUACGAAUGUAAAUCAAAUGACUGUAAUAUAGCAAAAUCAAAAACUGAAUUCAUUAAAUGUUAUGAUUGUUCAACAUUUGAUAAUCCAGAAUGUGUUAAUGUUGUUGAAAAAUCAAAUGUUCCAAUAAUAGAAUGUCGUGAAUCAUGUAUGUCUACACUUAUAUAUGUUGAUGAUAGAAAUUUAACAUAUGAAGCGGUUAGAACAUGUUUAGAUGACAAAGAAAAAGAAGAUCAAAAAACUUGUGAUGAUGAAAAAUUUUGUAAAUCAUGUAAAGAAGACAAAUGCAAUGGUGGAUUAUAUCCUGCAGAUCGUUUAGAAUGUAUUCAUUGUUCGAAAGAGGAAUGCCAGAGACCGACAAAAUCAAGAACAUGUGCUAAUAUACAAGAAAAUGAUAAAUGUAUUAUUCAAUUUGAUGAUAAAGGUGUUGCGAUUGAAUAUGGUUGUUUAAGCGAUUUACCAAAAGAAGUUAUAAAUGAUAUGUUAAUUAAUAAUACAUUAUAUAUGUGUGAUGAUAAAAACUGUAAUGUAUAUGAAAAUAUACCAAAAGAAACAAUUUGUACUGCGUGUACAUCAGGUAAAACAAGGGAAUGUAUAACAGAUAUUAAUAAUGAUAUUAUUCAAACUAACACAUGUAAUAAACCACCAAAUACAAAUUGUUAUACAAAAUUUAAUAGUUCAACUGGAUUAAUUGAGAGAGGAUGUUGGUCAGAUCUUGUAAAUCGUGAAGAAAAAGCGGCCUGUCUUGAUAAAAACAAUGAAAAUUGUAAAUUAUGUAGUGGGGACAGCUGCAAUAAAGAUAUAAUGCCGAAAGAUCGUCACUCAUGUAUGGUGUGUGAUUCAACAAAUGAUGAAAAUUGUCAUGAUAAACCAGAAAAAGAUGAAUUAUGUUUUAAUUAUAUUAAAGAUGAUAUCUGUGUUUCAAAAUAUAUAGAUGGAAAAACAAAACGUGGCUGUUCAGCGGAUAUUGAAAGUUGUAAAGAUCUUGAUAACAAAUCUUGUAAAUUAUGUUUAGGUAAAAAUUGUAAUAAACAAAAUUUGAAAUCAAUUUUAAGAGAUGACAAAAAUAUUGGAAUUUGGCAAGAUUUACCAUUAAAAUGUAAAUUAUGUAAAAGUGAAACAGAAUGUGCAUCAUCGGAAAAAAUUACAACAGAAGUAUGUAAAAAUAAUAAUGAUGAAUGUGUAACAAUAUUUAAUAAAAAUGAUAAAGUAGAAUAUCGAGGCUGUUCAUCAAUAUUAAGUGAAACAAAUGAUAGAGCAAAGAAAAUUUAUUGUGACACAACACCAGAAUUAUGUCCACUAUGUAAAUCAAAUGAAUGUAAUAUAGCAAAUAGUAAAAAAGAAUAUGUAAAAUGUCAUUAUUGUGGUUGGCCAGAUUCUACGUCAUGUAAUGCUGAUAUUAAAGAACAAAAUAAAUUCCCAACAAGAGAAUGUCAUAAAUCAUGUAUGACAGCUGCAUAUAAAAAAUUUGAAGAUCCUGCUGAUAUUGUUUAUAAUGUUGUCAGAACAUGUUUAGAUGAUAAAGAACCGCAACAACAAAAUGAUUGUAAAUCAAAUAAUGAUGAAUAUUGUAAAUCAUGUGAUGGUGAUAAUUGUAAUUCAAAAAUCUUAUUUGAAAAUUGGGCUAAUUGUUUUACAUGUGAAAAUUCUGAACAAUGUAAAGGACCAUUAUCAAAACAAUGUGAAUCAUAUCAAAAAAUUGAACGUUGCUAUUAUUUAUUUAAUAAUGAUAAAGAAGCAAUAAAGGGUGGUUGCUUGAGUGAUAUAUCAAAAGAUAUUAUAAGAGGUUGGAUAUCUGAUAACAAAAUAUCAUUCUGUGACGGAUCAGAUUGCAAUAAAAAUUUACCUACAGAUCAAAAAUGUGUAAAAUGUAAUUCAAAAGAGGAUGAAAAAUGUGCAACUGAACCUGGAAGUUAUAAGGAAAAAUUAGAAACCUGUUCAAUACCCAACUCUAAUUGUUAUAUGAAACUUGAAGAUGGAGCUAAUAUUCGUGGUUGCAUGAGUUCUUUAAAAUUAGAAAUACUUGAAUGCGUAUACGAUGUAAAUUGCCAUUAUUGUAAUGGAGAGGAAUGUAAUAAUAUGGUAUUUCCACCAAAUCGGCGUAAAUGCUAUGUAUGCAAUAGCGCUGACAAUAAAGAUUGUCAUGAAAAACCUUCAACUACAAAAAUCUGUCCAGUCUAUUCCGAAGAUCAAAAAUGUGUUAGCAAAUAUACAGAAGAUGGAAACACAGAACGUGGUUGUAGUAAUCAAUUAACAUGUAAUGAGAAGGAUGAGAAAAAAUGCCAAAUAUGUGAUAAGGAAAAUUGUAAUACCGUCGAUUUGAAAUCAUUGAAUAGCUCUGCAAUGAUAGUUGCCAAUACAAUUUUAAUUGUUUUCUUAGCCUUAUUAAGAAAUUAUUUAUCAUAAAUUGACAAAUUUUCAUAAAACGUUUUAAAAUAGUUAAUUAAGACAGAACUGUUUAAAUUAAUUUAAUAAUUAAGUGUAUUUUAUUUUUAUUUACAUAAAUACAUAGAUUUCAUAUUAAAAUAUAAA